Messenger RNA from Pundamilia nyererei, 6306 nucleotides. RefSeq names its product family with sequence similarity 135 member B (gene fam135b). NCBI's taxonomy places the organism in Eukaryota, Metazoa, Chordata, Actinopteri, Cichliformes, Cichlidae. The coding region runs from base 377 to 4540 and encodes 1387 amino acids. The record is from RefSeq and is a predicted model, not a curated record. The transcript has 20 exons. Gene Ontology annotation, biological process: lipid metabolic process.
CACCAGCAGCACUACGCUGACUGGGUGCUGCUGACUAUUAAUAUUCACCUUGUGAAACUAUCCACAGUCAGUAUAUGCGGUCAGCGUUGUGCACAAAGACACGGCCACUCAGCGAUACUUUUCCCAAACUGAAAUCCCCUUCAGGGGAGGGAGAGAGAGAGAGAGAGAGACGGGGAGCGAGAGGGGACUGCAGAACACACAGGGUCUGGAUGAAUAACCAUGGCAACAGCAGCAGCAGCAGGAGAAGCGAUGAUAUAAACAUUUACAUCCGCGCAUCCGUCCGCAAACAGCAAUUCACUCCAGUAGAGGCUUGGACCAGAAACCCUCUGCGGAUAUCACUCCACAUCAGCGCUAAGGUGAUGAGUGGGAUCAUAUCAUGUCUGAAGUACAGGGAACAGUGGAGUUUUCUCUAGAGUUGCACAAGUUUCACAAUGUGGAUCUCUUUCAAAGGGGGUUCUACCAGAUACGAGCAGGGCUGAAGGUCUCACCUCGAGUGCCCCACAGGGUCAUAGCAACAACACAAGACAAUGCAGGAGAGUGCAGCUUCAGCUCUGCGGGGGUUUACGACGGCACCGUGUUCAGCCGGAUAUUUCAGAUCCUGUACAGAAACGAGGAGAUUGCGGUGAAUGACUGUAUGAUCUUCAAAGUCCACCUGCUAUUGGACGGAGAACGGGUGGAGGAGGCCUUGAGUGAGGUGGAUUUUCAGUUGAAGCUGGAUCUUCAUUUCACUGACAAUGAGCAGCAGUUGGCUGAUAUAGCGACUGUCCCCUUGAUCAGCAGUCGGACCCUCAGCCUCCAUUUCCACCCGCGAAGAGGCCUCCACCACCACGUCCCUGUCAUGUUCGACUAUUUCCACCUGUCAGUCAUUUCUGUCUCCAUCCACGCUUCACUGGUUGCCUUACAUCAGCCCCUGCUCAGCUUUGCCCGUACAGGAAAGGGCUCCUGGCUUGGGAAGGGCUCGCCAGAGAGCACAAACGACCCGUCCGCCAUGUCUGUAGAGAACCUCGUGUUCGGCGCUGGCUACUGCAAACCUGUCAUCUCUGAGGGAAGUUUUUAUGUGCCCAGUGAAAACUGCCUGCAGAGAGCUCAUACGUGGCACCGGCGACUCUGUCGCCUCCUGUUGGUGGCACACAGAGGCCUGCACACGUACUACACAGCACUCAUGAAGGAGAUCCCACAGCUGCAGCAGAUUCCUCUGGAAUCAGAUGUGUCGCCUGUAGAAGAAACGCUAAAUCAGCUGACAAUAGAGCUACAGCUGCAAGAAGGCCACGAGAAGGUGGCGGAGCAGAUCAGCAGGGACGUCAGCCAGCUCUGCUUCCAGCUGGCUGCUCUGUGGAGCUGCUUCCUGGAGGCCGCUGUGUUCAACCCCCACAUCCUGUCCUAUCUGGCCCAGGAGCACCACACGCUCAGGGUCAGGAGGUUCUCUGAGGCUUACUUUUUCACCGAGCACCACAAAGAGAUAUCUCUGACAUUUCAAGAGGAAUUAAUCAAUAGACACAGCCAGAUAGCUGCAGAAGUACGGAGCUCAGACUACUUGACCAAAAUGCCUCCUUUACCUGUUGAGUGCCUGGACAUCGAUGGAGACUGGAACAGCCUGCCUAUCAUCUUUGAGGACAGAUACGUGGAGUCUCCUCAAACACAGUACACAUCACAUGUGCCAAUGCCUGCAACUGCUGAUGAACAAACCAACUUAGAUCUUGCCAAGAGGAUUCUCGAAAGCAGCCAAGAAGCCGUAUCACCAGCAGUACCCAAUGACUCUCUGGGUAGUGAAUGCACGGACCUGCCCUUGUAUGUCUCGCUCACAGCAGACCAGAAUAAGAGCGACACCAGAUGUACCCAGAACAUCAUUCCUACUGAGGGCAGAACUGAACUUUCCGCGGCAGUGAAGGAAAACUUGACGGAAGCAGCAGAAAAUCACAACCAAAAUAAGGAGAGCUAUAGUUCAGGAGAGAUCUACGUUGCAAAUAAGUCAUGUGAUCCUUGUAGAGGAGAGGCACUUUUGGCUCCCUCCUCAAGCUUUAGUCCCCUCACAGAUUCUGCAGACAACAGUGACAAGUCUUCUCAUCCUGUAACAGAAGUAAUUGCCCAACUUUGUGAUGCCACAAACCACAGCAAAGCAAUAGAGAAUGAAAAAACUGAAGAGCAGCCUGACAUUGCCAUGCCUUUAAAUCACUCAGUGGAUGAUGAAAGUGAGGAUGUCCCUCCUAUCAGUGUACCCGCUGGCUGUCCAGUAAUACCACUCUUUCCGGGUGAGCUCAGAAAAGAGACGACUCAUCGCGGAGGUUUGGUCGGCACCAAGGUCAUGAAGCGCUCGUCCUCUGUUAUUUCAGACUCUGGUAUCGAGAGUGAGCCCAGCUCUGUAGCGUGGCCAGUGGAAGCCGCACUGCGAGGACGACCCCCUCUGGACUUUUCCAGCGAACGGGAGAUCCCACAGCAAAUAGUGUUAAAUCAUCCGGUGCACCGCAGCUAUCUGGAAGGCCUGCAGAUGGAGAGCAACGGCAGCCUUCCAAGUGGAGGUAUACAGGCUUCACUUACAUCAAUUAGUUCUUUGCCCUAUGAGGAGGAUCAGCAUCAGAGGCAGCUAAGCAAGCUGACCAAGUCUGUUUCUGCGCCGCAGAUAAGUAGCCCAGAAGAUGUAGAGGAUGGCCAUAUGCUGCUCAACCAGGAAACAGAUUGCAAGAGCUUAGUACAACAUGAAGAUUCAUGUAGGACAAACUGUUCUUUGUACAGCAACCUGGAUUCUGGACAGUCAGAAUUAUCUCCAUUAGACAUGAGUUCAUCAUCAAAUCCUGGCCAUAUUGUCAAGGAGAAUGGGACCUCUGAAAAGUCAAACUCUCCACAGUACCUGUCAGAGACAUACAGGAUAAAGUCAGCGUCAAGCAGUGUUUCUGAAGUAUUACUUUUACAAGAGUCUGCAGAAAGCCCUCAUGUCAAGGAAAGUGCUGUUAUUGGCAGCCAGAGGGAGAAUACGAACAAUCAAACACACAUCAGUGGAGUAACCUCAGUGAAGAAUAUCUUUGUCGUUGAAUCGGAAACAGAGCCCUGCAGCUGUGGAAACAAACCAUGUGUGCAUGAAAGUGCAACAGAUCAGGAGAGGAUUAACACGGGAGAUGAGUGCCAAAGUUUCCAUCAGACCCAACUAUUCGGGCCUGAGAAACAUGAAUGUCUAGAUCCCUCACAGAUACUUAUAAAACCUUCAUGCUUCAGUGAUCUGCCCAACAGUAACAGCACCACUCAGAGGCCAAGUGACCCCUUGGGUGUGACAAACAGAGAGAUAGUGUCACCUGCUGAUGUAAAUGGAGUAUCGAGCUGUGAGAAAGCACCUUUGGACUGCCAAUCGAAGGCCACCAAGAUCCCUAACUCAGGACUAGCCUUUGUGAACAAGAAGAUGGUGGAGGUGGUGAACAUGUCAGUCUCCUGUGCCCCAACCUGCCUCCCAUUUUCAUCCGUCCUGAGAGACUCUCCAUCUAUCAGUGGAAUGUCCACUCGUCAGACUACCUCACCUAUCACCCAUCAGCCUCUGGGCUCCUUCGGUAUCAUCUCCUCAUCUUCACUCAGUCCCCUGAACAUGGAUGAAGAGACAAAUGAACGAAUGCUGAAUUUCUACAAAGCCAAAGAGGAGCUGUUCAAAGAGUUGAGCUUCCAGGCCAGCUUGUACAGCGACCUCCCGCUCCUGGCAUCAGAUCUCCCCUACUUCCCUCCUGAAGAGGAUGAUGAGGAGUUUGAUGACGGCAUACACCUGGUGGUGUGCGUCCAUGGGCUUGAUGGAAACAGUGCUGACCUUCGUCUUGUGAAGACUUUCAUAGAGCUGGGAUUGCCAGGAUCCAGGCUCGACUUCCUCAUGUCUGAGAGGAACCAGGCCGACACGUUUGCAGACUUCGACGCCAUGACGGACAGGCUGCUGGAUGAAAUCAUUCAGCACAUCCAGCUCUACAAUCUCACCAUAGGCAGGAUCAGCUUCAUCGGCCACUCUCUGGGGAACAUCAUCAUCCGCUCGGUGCUGACGAGGCCUCGCUUCCGCUGCUAUUUGCCCAAACUGCACACUUUCCUCUCGUUGUCAGGGCCACACUUGGGAACGCUGUACAACAACAGCACACUGGUCAGCACAGGUUUGUGGUUAAUGCAGAAGCUGAAAAAAUCCGGAUCGUUGCUGCAGCUCACCUUCAGAGAUCACGUUGAUCCACGGAAAACGUUCCUCUAUCUCCUGAGUCAGAAACCAGGGCUCCAGUUCUUCAAGAACGUUGUGCUAGUGGCGUCUCCGCAGGACCGCUACGUUCCUUUUCACUCUGCCAGAAUAGAGAUGUGCAAAACUGCUCUCAAAGAUAGAACCACAGGGCCCGUGUACACCGAGAUGAUCAACAACCUCCUGCAGCCACUCGUAGAAGCUAAAGAGUGCCGCCUGAUCCGCCAGAAUGUGUUCCACGCUCUACCCAACACAGCCAACACACUGAUCGGCCGCGCCGCCCACAUCGCCGUCUUGGACUCUGAGCUAUUCCUGGAGAAGUUCUUCUUAGUGGCAGGACUCAACUACUUCAAGUAAAGGUGCUCCUACUGCAGGCUUGCUGGACCGAUCUGAAUGGUGGAUAAAGGAGUAUAAAGGAAGGGGAUGAGGUCAUUUUACCCUGUACAAUAGAUGUAAUGUAUAUAUUUCCUGGUAUCCAAGAGGCCAGAUUUGUAUAUCCCAUUUGUUAGGAUGGUUAGCAGCUGUUAAUAAAGGAUUGGUAUAUUGUGACUGUUUAAACCGCUAACUCAGAAGUCUGAGUUUGAUGUGUAGCCAGUCAAAGCAAAACAUCUGACAUCGAUGACAGGGUUGAUUGUAGAUGUUUUGUCGGCCUUAUGAAUAACCUCUCAGCCAGAACACUAACAGAUGCUAAUUGUGGUUUAAAGCAUUUACUUUCUUUCCCUUUAGAGUUGGUUUAGAGCCUUUGCUAUCGCUGGUUGAUUGAAUUCUUCUUUAAGGGUUACACUAAUGAUAGUCUUACACUAUCCUUACAAGGCAAUAGAUGCAUAGCAUUUAUGUCCUUGAUUGUACAUGAAGUAUUUUGUUGUACGAAACAUAGAUGUUCAUUUAUACAGAAAUGACUAUAUUGUUUAAAAUUAUUUAUUUUUUACCUGCUUAUGUUAUUUACAGUGUAAGUAGUCCGUCUACAUUUAAGUCUCUGUGUGUAAUUAUCAUCAAAUGUGUCAAAUGAAAAGUAAAAAGUGUGUUGUCUGUAUGUUUAUCUGUACAUCUCAAAAAAUCUUGCUGUCCAUGACUAGCUAAGUGUUAGGCUACAACAAACGUUUGCAUAGAAGUGUGCAGCAAAGUAUAUUUGAUAAGAGAUGAUCCUACCUGCUGUGAUAGCAUUUACUUUGUAAUUGUGUUUUUGUACUGACUUAGUAACAGAUUAACAAGAUUCAGGAUUGGACCAUUUGCUAAGCCCCACCUCCCCUUAGUUACCAUCGUGCCACCUGUCGAGCUUUUCAGCCUCUUAAGGCCCUUAUGCAAUCUAGAAUGAUACCCCUCCAACCUGCAGUAAUGUUUACAUUACUAAAAUGUGAUGUCAGACCUAAGUAGACAAAAGCAGACCUGUCACUGCUCCUGGAUUUUUCAGCGUUAGCUAGCUAACCAAUCAAGCUAAUCUCAGCUACUUGACUAUCAUACCUCUGUUUGACUUUGUUGCCUGCAAUUUUUCCUUUUUUAAGCUGAAUUUAGACAUAACAUAGCUUUAUUUGCAUGAUUUUUAUGACGUUUGCAUGACGUUUUGGGUUAUGUUGGUUGGGGAAGCCAACAUCCCAAAAUGUGUUAAACAGCGCACAAAGGAAAAAGUAGUACAAGUUGUGAUUAGACGUUUUUAUACUGAUUCUGUAGACAUUUGACCACCAACCAUUCAUCACCCAUUUUAGACAUGUGCCAAAAAUGGUGACAAGAUCAGUUGAAGACUAGACACAAAAUCUUAGCGACAGUCUGACCAUUACUUUGAAGGUGAGCUUUCUCCCUUUCUGGUUUGUUUUAUAUCUGCUUGGCUAAUAGUGCCGGUAACAGUGUUUGCUGACAAAUCUGAAGAACUACAGGAAACAUUUGCUGCCAGCCAGUCAAGGCAUACAUAUGUUUCCUUAGCAACAGGUUGUUGUAUCAUGUCCAAUAUGGCAGACAAAUUUUAGGCAAUGUGUGCAUGGCAUUAUAUAAAAAGUGAAUGUGAAUUUGGCAUUUGGGAUUUUUGGAACGAGAAGUGUAUAUGUAGAUUCAUGAUGUUUUUGGACUUCUUAGAUGGUGUGUUUGAAAUAAAUAACUACACAGCCAUAGUAUUUGUCAAAUAAUGCAAA